This is a messenger RNA of Didymodactylos carnosus, 474 nucleotides long. NCBI's taxonomy places the organism in Eukaryota, Metazoa, Rotifera, Eurotatoria, Philodinida, Philodinidae. The record is from the annotation of a GenBank genome assembly.
AUGUUGUUACAUAGGGCAACGAUCACUCCAUCUGAAUCACCGUCAUCAUUAAUUUUAAAAGAACAUCCUUCAUCGGUUCCAGCUGCAAUGACUGAUAUAAAAAUAUGCAAACUUGUUCGUGAAUUUCAAAAAUUAGGAAUUACACUGGAAAAUUCAAAAGCGUACAUUGAUAAAUAUAGUGAUUCAUUACUAGACCCACAACAGCUAGUAGUUGGAGCAAGACGAUAUGGAGUUGUCGAAGAUAUUGGCAAUUACUUGUUCUACCUUGGUAGUGAUCAACAUUUUUCACCAAUAAAUUAUGGUAAUGGUGAAAAGAGUACCACCUCACGGAAUUCCGGCGGUUACAUCUCAUCUGGUCACGCUUCUGGUACAGACGAGUUUUAUGUCGGAGUUGACGGUGGCAGUGAAGGCUAUUUCGAAGAAUUAAAGCGUUAUAGUUUCAGUAAGUCUGGUACUACGCCUCAAAACAUCUGA